Molecule: messenger RNA, 408 nt
Organism: Prunus dulcis (almond)
Lineage: Eukaryota; Viridiplantae; Streptophyta; Magnoliopsida; Rosales; Rosaceae
Exons: 2
Coding region: 1-408 (135 amino acids)
Molecular function (GO): fatty acyl-CoA hydrolase activity
Source: RefSeq, a predicted model, not a curated record
AUGGGCUCUAGCCUAGGCUUCUGGAGAAAUGAGGAAACAAGUAUGGAGUCAGUGAAGAAGUUCUUGGAGAAAGAAGGUGAAAUGGCAAUCACCAUGGAUGGGCUGCCACAGAAGUUCUUUGAGCCCUUUAUCAUGAAAGGCAUUAAAGUCGAUCUCCUUGAACUCGGUCGUAUUGUUUGCUCCUUCGAAGUACCCCUUGUGGAUUUGAUAGGGUCAGCUGCAAUCCUCACCAUCGGAACUCCCAGCUUUGGAGUUUCAGUGGAGAUCAACGUUUCAUACUUGGAUUCUGCUUACCCUGGUGAGGAAGUUGAGGUUGAGGCCAGGGCUUUACGAGUUGGGAAGGCUGUUGGUGUUGCCAGUGUUGAGUUAAGGAAGAAGAAGACAUGCAAAAUUAUAGCUUUUAACUGA